Molecule: messenger RNA, 192 nt
Organism: Plasmopara halstedii
Lineage: Eukaryota; Oomycota; Peronosporomycetes; Peronosporales; Peronosporaceae
Exons: 2
Coding region: 1-192 (63 amino acids)
Source: RefSeq, a predicted model, not a curated record
AUGCCCCUCAGUCGAGUGUUCAUUAGUGUAUUGGUCAGGUUUCAGAAGCAGAAUGUUGUGCAACACGUAUAUCGUCAAGGAAUGAAUACACUGUUAUUGAAGAACACAUUUUUUGGGGAUGACUGUGACCACAAUAAUGGCACAAACGUCAAUUUUAAAGUUGGCAUUCUCCAGAACGGCAUAACUUUAUAG